Messenger RNA from Prorocentrum cordatum, 840 nucleotides. NCBI's taxonomy places the organism in Eukaryota, Dinophyceae, Prorocentrales, Prorocentraceae. The record is from the annotation of a GenBank genome assembly.
AUGCCGACGCUGGCCCGGGCGCAGCUGCUGUGCCCGCUGCGCCCCGCCGCGCGCGGAGCCGCCGCGCCCGCACGCUGCCCGCGCGUCACCGAGAGCCGCUUCUGCCACGGCUGGACGCUGCACCAGCUCGCGGACGGCUACCGCUACUGUGCCGACGACGUCGUGUGCUCGCACCUGGCCAUGGAGGCACGCCCCGGGGCCAGGCGGCUGCUCGAGCUGGGCUCGGGCGUGGGCACCAUAGGCCUGCUGUGGCUGGGGCAGCAGCCGCGCCCCCCGCCGCCGGGCUCGUGCCGGCUCCUGGAGGCUCAGGAGGUCAGCGUGGCCCUGUGCCGCAGGACGCUGCGGCGCUGGGGCCUGGAGGACUCCGUGGACCUCCGCCACGGGGACCUGCGCGAGCCAGAGACGGUGGCAUCCCUGGGGACUGGCUUCGACCUCGUGGUCACGAACCCGCCCUACAUGCAGCCGAACGUGGGCGCCCUGCCGCGGAGCUCCCAGAAGAGGCACUGCCGGCACGAGCUCCGCGGCGGCCUGCGGGACUUCUGCGCGGCGGCCCGCGCCGCGCUCGCCCCCGGCCACGGCCGCCUCUGCCUGGUCCACACCGCCUCGCGAGACGCGGAGGUCUCCGAGACGCUGCGGGAGUUCGGCUUCCAGAUCCUGCGGCGCGUGGGCAUCUUCUGGCGCGGCAGCCGCAAGAGCGUAGCCUUCGUGGCCGCGUCCGGCGCGCCGGGCGGGGCCGCCACGGGCGGCCCGGGGCCGGCGGAGGAGGCGGUGGAGGUGCAGCAGGCCGACGGCGCGUGGUCCCCGCAGUACAGGGGCAUUUGCGAGCAGCUCGGCCUGUGA